AUGGAUAAUGGGUGUAAACUCAUUGCAAGGAUACCAUGCACACGCACAGAACAAGCCUUCCUCGCGUCUGAGGUAGCGACACUCAAAUACUUGCGUCAAUAUACAUCCCUUCCAGUUCCAAAUGUCCUCGCCUGGAACUCAGAUAAGACAAAUGAGAUUGGUUCGGAAUAUUUGAUCAUAGAGAAGACUCCUGGGGUUGCUCUCAAAGACUUGUGGGGAAAUCUAAGUACCCUGGAUCGCUACAGCAUAAUUGAGAAGAUUGUUGCUAUGGAGACUGAGCUUGCAAAUCUGGAUUUCCCAGCAUUCGGUGCUCUCUACUUGCGGGGUUCGGCAUCUGCUCAACCGAAGUAUUAUCCGCUGGCGUCUGAACGCGACUGUGGUGAAUCUUUCUGCGUUGGACCAAUAUAUAAGUUGUCACAAACAGAUGACAACACGGAAUCGUCUGGAGAGUUAAAGUCUUUCGGGCCUUGGUUAUCUUUUGAAAAUUUCGCCUCGUACUUCGGUCAGCAACAGGUGACUACCCAAACAAUUCGCCAGAGUGUCGAAAAUAAGUUCCAAGCUAUGACUCAAGUUCAUUUCGACCCUAUCGAUGAAACUAGAGCCCUGCUAGAAAAGGCCUCGAUUUUGACGCCUAUUUUGACCUCGGACAAUCGAGUCCAGAGAGUCUCGAAACCAACUUUGUGGCAUAGUGGUUUACCUCUUGACGAUAUCCUGGUUUCGGCGACACAGCCUACAAAUAUUCUUGGAAUUAUCGGUUGGCAGUCAGCUAAAAUACUUCCUUUAUUUCUACAAGCACAGUUCCCCAAAUUUCUUGGAACUUCCAGAUCUCAUAAACUUGGCGAUUCUAUGCCUAGCCUCUCUGGUUUUGCUGAACUCAGUCCCGAACAGAAGCAAAGCGUACUUCAGAACCAAGACACGGCCGCCCGUACCAGAUAUUACGAAAUGUGCAUAUUUGACUACAAUAACCCAGUUUAUGAGGCAUUGAAUCUUGACCCAAAACUGACUGAACUGUAUCGGUACUACGACUUAUCCACAGAGGGUGAUAUACUAGGCCUUUACAGCUACCUAAUCUCUGUCUCGGCAGAAUGGGAUAGUUUGGGAUUAUCUGGUGAUUGCCCAUUUCAAUUCACCUCGGAGGAGUUAGUGCAGUUUCAGAAGCAGCACGCUCAAUUUAGCGAUGCUUUGAACACAAAGAGCUCAUGA
Molecule: messenger RNA, 1203 nt
Organism: Aspergillus uvarum CBS 121591
Lineage: Eukaryota; Fungi; Ascomycota; Eurotiomycetes; Eurotiales; Aspergillaceae
Exons: 3
Coding region: 1-1203 (400 amino acids)
Cellular component (GO): mitochondrion
Source: RefSeq, a predicted model, not a curated record